CACACACACACACACACACGCACUCUAUUCUCUUUCGACGAUGAAGCGUUUGAUCGGACGGCUCUCGCGAGUUGCUGACUCCUCGGGAUGCAACCAGACGAGGAAGACGGUGGUGGCCGAGGGUCACGUGCCGGUGCACGUGGGAGAGGAGAUGGAGAGGUUCGAGGUCCGUGCCGAUCUCCUCAGCCGCCCCGCUUUCGCCGAGCUUCUCCGCCGUUCCGCCCUCGAGUACGGCUACAACCAGCGAGGCGUCCUUCGGAUCCCUUGCCCAGUCCCCCUCUUCCGUCGCCUCAUCGACUCCAUUUCCGAUCCCGCCGCCGCCCAAGAGCUCGCCCUCUCGCUCCCCGGCGUCGAUGGAGAUGACGACGAGGAGAAGCCCUAAGAGCACACUCACUUCUUCGCUUCUUUUAGAAUAACUUUAGCAAUUUGACGGAAAUACCCUAUGUAGUUGGGGAAGGGAUGUGGUUGUUUGGAGGCUAGUUUGGACUUUUGGUUGGUCGUUCUGGGCACUUGAUGGGCUGGAUCACUAUUGAUUCAUGAUAAUGGGUCCCACCCAUGUUGGUUUAGAUUGGUUUGGGUGUUGUAUAUUCUUUUGUUGUUCCAUUUUCU
Molecule: messenger RNA, 609 nt
Organism: Dioscorea cayenensis subsp. rotundata (Guinea yam)
Lineage: Eukaryota; Viridiplantae; Streptophyta; Magnoliopsida; Dioscoreales; Dioscoreaceae
Product: auxin-responsive protein SAUR71-like
Exons: 1
Coding region: 41-382 (113 amino acids)
Biological process (GO): response to auxin
Source: RefSeq, a predicted model, not a curated record